This is a messenger RNA of Salmo salar (Atlantic salmon), 2475 nucleotides long. Its product is annotated as E3 ubiquitin-protein ligase TRIM39. Gene Ontology annotation, molecular function: protein binding; zinc ion binding. NCBI's taxonomy places the organism in Eukaryota, Metazoa, Chordata, Actinopteri, Salmoniformes, Salmonidae. The record is from RefSeq and is a predicted model, not a curated record.
CACACACACACACACACACACACAGAAUUCAUAGAGGAUGGGGAGUGGCUGUGUAACCUGAGUAACGUCACCUUGGUGAAUUGAAACUACAUCAGACCAAAGGAUCUGAUACAGAAACAAGCCCAGCUCUUCAGAGAUCUCUCGACACACAACUAAGCUACAUCUCUUUUUGUUCUUCAAAAAAAAGAUCUAAGGACCGAGUUAACAACACACACAAAUAUGGCUACCUCCAGCAGUCCCCUGUCUGAAGAUCAGUUCUUGUGCUCUAUCUGUCUGGAUGUGUUUACUAAGCCAGUCACAACUCCAUGUGGACACAACUUCUGCAUGGCCUGUGUCAGUGGAUACUGGGAUACCACUGACCACUGCCUGUGUCCACUGUGUAAACGAAGGUUUUAUAGGAGACCAGAUCUCUUUGUCAAUACUUUCAUUGCUGACAUGGCUGAUAAAUUCAUGCAUGCAGUUCAAGAGAAAUCUCCAGUCAGCCAAGCACAACGUCCUACCAAACUUGGAGAAACGGCCUGUGACGUCUGCACUGGGACAAAGCUCAAGGCCUGCAAGUCCUGCCUGGUGUGUCUGACCUCUUUCUGUGAGACUCACCUGCAGCCUCAUCAGAUAGCCCCAGCCCUAAAGAGACACGCACUGAUUGACCCUGUGGACAACCUGGAAGAAGACAGGACGUGUAAGAAGCACAACAAAUUCCUGGAGCUGUUCUGCAGGACUGACCAGAUGUGUGUCUGCCAAUUCUGCACUGAGACAGACCACAAAUAUCACCACACUGUCCCUAUAGAGGAAGAGUGUGAAGAGAGGAAGGCUCAGCUGGGGAAGACAGAGGCACAAGUGCAGCAUCUGAUCCAGGAGCGACUGCAGAAGAUUCAGGAGAUGAAACACUCAGUAGAUCUCAGAAACAAAUACACACAGAGAGAGAAAGCAAAAACCAUUCAACUCUUCACUGAUCUGGUGCAAAGCUUUCAGAAAAGCCAGACUGACUACAUGGAGGUGGUUGAGGAGGAGAAGAAAGCAGAAGAGAGGUGGGCUGAAAGGCUCAUUUGGGGGCUGGAGCAGGAAAUCGUAGGGUUACAGAGGAGACGCACUGAGCUGGAGAAGCUCUCAAACACUGAAGACCACCUCCACCUUCUCCAGAGCUCUGCAUCCCUCUGCAGUUUUUCUCCCACCAUGGACUGGUCUCAGAUCAGUAUUCACACUAAGCUGUGUGUAGGAAACUUGAGGAGAGCUCUGUGUCAGCUUGCAGAGACUCUGAGAAUCAUGCCCCAGCUGUUGGAUACAGUGAAGACUUUACAUAAGUCAUUGUGUGAUUCUGAGCACCAGAGGAUGCAGCAGUAUGCAGUGGAUGUGACUCUGGACCCUGAUACGGCAAACUGCAAACUUGUCCUGUCUGAGGACUGGAAACAAGUAAAACUUGGAGAUAUAAAACAACAUCUUCCUGACAAACUAGCAAGGUUUGAUACUACUCUUUGUGUCCUGGGAAAGGAGGGUUUCUCUUCAGGGAGAUUCUACUAUGAGUUGGAGGUUAAGGGGAAGACUGACUGGUCUAUAGGAGUGGCCAGAGAGUCCAUCAACAGGAAGGGAAGGAUUACACUGAGCCCUGAGAAUGGAUACUGGAUUCUGUCACUGAGGAAUGGAGAUGAGUACACCGCUGGUGCUUCCCCAUUUCGCUCCCUCUCACUGAGAGAGAAGCCUCAGAAGGUGGGAGUGUUUGUAGAUUAUGAAGAGGGUCAGGUCUCCUUCUAUAAUGUGGAGGCCAAGUCUCCUAUCCACUCUUUCAUUGACUACACCUUCACUGAGAAACUCUAUCCAUACUUCUGCCCUGGUAAACGUAGUGGAAACUCUGCCCCUCUGAUCAUCUCUACUAUCGAUGAAAUUGAACUUUUUCAGCAGACGCUCUUAUCCAGAAGUGCCUUCCCCAAGGACACAUCGAGAAGAUUUUUCACCUAGUCGGCUCUGGGAUUUCAGGUUACUGGCUCAACGCUCUUAACUGCUAGGCUACCUGCCACCUUUAUAUGUAAAAUAGAAUCCCAAAACUGUAAAAUAUGAACCUAAAUAUAACUAACAAUUUAGUGAAUAUCGUCGCUGCUUAUUAUGAAGAUUUCAACAUGGAAUAUCCUUUAUAUUCUUAACUUUCUUUAUCUUUUAUAUAUCUUUGUUGUAUUUUGUGGGGGCCAAAGUGGUGUCAGUUGUCUAUCUCAAUAGUUAAAUUCUUUCAGAUUUGCUUUCAAAUGCCAUCAUUGUUGAUAAGAUGUUUGUUAAAUGAAUUAUGCUGUUUUCUCCUGAACCAUAUGGUCUAUCCACUAGAAAUGCAUGGAAAAUAUGGGCACGGUCAUAAAUUGGUAAAUUUCCAGAACUUUUGCAACUAAUUCGAUAAAGAGGAGACUGCAGUAUGUAAUGAAAUGCCAUAAAUGACUGAUUUUUGUCUCCCAUAUCAAGGAAAAAUAAAACUAAACGUAUCAACCUAAAAUA